Maniola jurtina (meadow brown) is the source of this 1626-nucleotide messenger RNA. RefSeq lists its product as uncharacterized. The transcript has 3 exons. NCBI's taxonomy places the organism in Eukaryota, Metazoa, Arthropoda, Insecta, Lepidoptera, Nymphalidae. The record is from RefSeq and is a predicted model, not a curated record. The coding region runs from base 78 to 1553 and encodes 491 amino acids.
CCUUGAACUUCGUCACACGACAGUUCAGACGAGCAAGUGUCUCCAACGCAAGCAUACGCGAGUCUAAUCUCUUAGCCAUGUUUAUAUUGCUGCUGCUCCUCUCCGGAGCCGGCUGCGAGUGGGUCGAAAUAUCCCAAAACCAUUACAGAAAGGAACCAAUACACAAAGUGUUAAACUUUGAACACACAACUAAAUCUAACACGAUAUACAGAAAUCAUUCAGUAACAGAAAAGCAAUGGCACAGAGGUGCAGUUGAUAAAGUGUCUAACCUAGCUAACAUCAGAAGAGUGCAACAUCCAAGCGUUAAAACAAAUUCCUUAAAAACGAGACCCGAAGACAAAAGAUUUAAUAAUAACUUUAAUGAUCACACACAUACAAUGGAAGCUGAGUACGAUUUUAUAACUAUAAAGCCAAAUAUACAAAAAAUCCACAAGCAUAAUAAAGAUGAUGAUGUUUUAGAGAAUCAAAAUAAAGUUACAACCAUUCGGUCUACCACUGCCGAUAUACGUCAAGUACAAUAUCCAAAUUCUAAACCUAUUAAAAAGCUUUCAAAUGCAGUAGCGAGUAUUGAUAGAAGAACACAAUAUGAUGAAAAGCGGAAUGAAGAGCUGAACGAUGUAUUUAAUGCAAAUUAUAGGAAACAAGCGCAAAUCAAUAAACCUUUACUAGAAACCGACAAACUAAAUUUUAAUGAGAACGAUAAAUUUUAUACAAUAGAAAAACCAAACUUUAAUAGAGGUUCUCUUGAUGAUGAAGUAAAUUUAGAUGUCCCAAAUAAAUCUCAGAAUAUACAUUUGAAUUACUCUAUCACAAAGGAACCCAAUGCUCCAAAAAUUAAACUAAUUCAAAGAGAAGAGAAUGAUUAUGUUAAAGAAAACAAUGUAUACAAACAAGCCACUUCAAUUGAUGACAAAAUUAAAUAUAAACCUCACGAUACAAAAUCACGUCCACUUGAAGAAUAUUUCGAUUCUAGAAAUCAUUUCAAAAAUCCUACUGCUUCUAUAGAUAAAAAUACUGAAGAAAUAGUAAAUGGGCCUAAUCCUCAAAACCUUCCAGACAAAAAUAAAGAUAUGGAGAUCAUACCAUCGAUGGAUGAUCAAGAAACUAGAUCUCCUAAUGCAGACGAUUUUAUAUCUAAGGAUAUGAACGUAGUAAAAGGAAAUUCAAUUAAAGGAAUAUGGAAAUUGAUAAAGGUAGUCGCGGACACUAUUUACAAAAAUACUCAUAGAAGUUUCAAGAGCAAGAUCAAAUAUUUGGAAGGCUUGAAGACGACAAUACUGACGAGUAUAGAAGAUCAAAUAGACAGUGCGUGGCCAGACGACGUCCGCGGCGCUCCAACUCGGCACAGUCGCGCCGCGCAGCCGCGGGGCCACGUGGAGUUCCCUUCCUCUGAAAGUACCUUGAUGACCAUUUCGUUCCUCACCUUCGCCGUCUUUCUCAUCAAAUUGGUUUUGCAAGUGAUCCACACGUACAAGAACAAGACGAUGAUGGUGACCCCCGCGGUCGUGGCGGCGGUGGGCCGAGCGGCCGCCGCUUUCAGAACACCUUCCUGAUGAUGAUAUCCAAUAAUCAUUUUGCAAUAACCUAUGUAUAAAAACCUUAAUAAAAACUUAAGUUCUGCAUGUA